This is a messenger RNA of Racocetra persica, 658 nucleotides long. The record is from the annotation of a GenBank genome assembly. Lineage: Eukaryota; Fungi; Glomeromycota; Glomeromycetes; Diversisporales; Gigasporaceae.
AAACGUAGAAUGAAAUUGCAGAAAGAAUUAGAUCAGAAGCAAAAAGAAUUAGAUAAACUCAGCAUGAUUUGGCAGGAAGAGCGAGUUAAACUUAAAGAAAUUAAAAAUAUUAAAUCUCAAUUAGAGCAAGCUAAAAUUGAGUUAGAAUUAGCCCAGAGACAAGGUAAUUUUACUCAAGCAAGCGAACUUCGCUACGGAAUUAUUCCAGAAUUAGAGAAGAAACUUCCUCAUGAUGUUGAGGAAGAAAGCUCAGAAUCACUUAUCCACGAAAGAGUCAUUGCAGAUGAUAUUGGAAUCAUUGUUUCUCGGAUGACUGGCAUUCCAAUUCAUAACUUACUUCGAAGCGAAAGGGAUAAGUUAUUACAUAUGGAAGAAAAUCUUUCGCGACGCGUUGUAGGACAAAAUGAGGCUAUUCGAGCUGUAUCAGAAGCAGUCAGGCUGAGUCGUGCUGGAUUACAAAGUCCUUCGCGACCGAUCGCUUCAUUUUUGUUCCUCGGUCCCACAGGGGUAGGAAAGACCGAGCUUUGUAAAGCUAUCGCAGAGUUUUUGUUUGAUACAGAAUCAUCUAUUAUUCGUGUAGAUAUGAGUGAAUAUAUGGAAAAGUUUGCGGUAUCACGUUUGGUUGGUGCACCACCUGGUUAUGUUGGAUAUGAAGAAG